AUGAUUGGAUACGACUUUAACGAAAAUUACCAAUACAUGUUGAUGGAGCUCUUAGGCGAGUCAUUUUCCAACAUAUUAAAAAACAAAAAACAAUUGGAUUUGCCAUAUGUUCUUAAAAUCGGACAUCAAGUUGUACAACGUCUAAAGGUAUUUCACAAUCAAGGCUACGUUCACAAUGAUAUUAAGCCUGCAAAUGUCAUGACAUCGACCAAAAAUGACACCAUUUAUUUAAUUGACUAUGGACUAUCUGUAUACCUUGGAUCCGGCUCCACACUGAGUGGUAACAUUGUUGGCAGUCCUCAUUUUAUGGCUAUUGAUGCGCAUACCAGAAAAAUGUCUUUUAAAAAUGAUAUGGAAUCAUUGGCGUAUAUGCUGAUUUAUUUGUUAGAAGGAUCAUUGCCAUGGACAAAGGUAAAAUACAGCAAUUUGGACAGAAAUUGUUAUUUGGAAAAAUUAUUGAUGAUGAAAAGAGAAGCUUACAAAGAUUUGGCUAUGACAUUGCCAGAAAAAUUGCGUACAUUUUUGAAGUACACACGAGAAAUGAAAGACAACGAAAAACCCAACUAUGAUUUUAUUUGUGGAAUAUUCGUGAGCAAUGAUGGCUCACCAAAAAACAAGAGACAGCGAAUUUAA
Contarinia nasturtii (swede midge) is the source of this 633-nucleotide messenger RNA. RefSeq names its product probable serine/threonine-protein kinase DDB_G0292354. Gene Ontology annotation, cellular component: cytoplasm; nucleus. Gene Ontology annotation, biological process: peptidyl-serine phosphorylation; signal transduction; endocytosis. The record is from RefSeq and is a predicted model, not a curated record. NCBI's taxonomy places the organism in Eukaryota, Metazoa, Arthropoda, Insecta, Diptera, Cecidomyiidae. Gene Ontology annotation, molecular function: protein serine/threonine kinase activity; ATP binding. The transcript has a single exon. The coding region runs from base 1 to 633 and encodes 210 amino acids.